CGUAACGUGAUGCUCUCACGCAACGUGAAGUAUUUUUAUUUGCAACUCCAUUUGGUAGGGUCCCAGCAAAAAGUACGUUUCCGAGUUACGUUUCGUCUACGUCAGUGCCUUCUUAUCAUUGUUGGCGCACCCGCUGGAAACGAGGCGGCCAAUCGACCCGAGCCUCGACCUAAUAAUUACAAUCCCCGCUUUAUUCCGAGGACUCGUCGGUCUCUAGUUUUUGCCAGCCGAAGUAAUGGAGGAUUAAACUUAUUUCACCAACCGUAAGGAGUUUGGACAAAAAUCUGUGAAAUUGGCACGAUUAUAUUAUGAAUAAAUGACCGAAGGACCAGUGUAGAAAGUAACUGCAGGGAGUCUGCUGGAGAACGUAAGACUUGGACAGUUAUAACGUAUCAUGAGCGUGGUUGGAGUGGCGGAGAGGUGGUGCCGCGAAGGUGGUUGACUCGCCUUUGGCUUCGUGAAAUGAUCGAAAGUGUAUCUCGUCGAGCGCUGAGUGGCUCCAGUGGGAGCUACCACGUUCGCGGAGCCGAACUGGCGCGGGAUCGGAGAUUGAAGUCCCUUUCAGCAACCGUUGUCUUUUUAGAUGACACUCAGCAUACAUUUCAACUGGAUAAAAGAGCAAAGGGUCAGGCUCUCUUAGAUCUGGUAUUUCAACAUUUGGAACUUAUAGAGAAGGAUUACUUUGGUUUACAAUACACUGACAAUGGCUCGGCACCGUCUGGAUGUCCAAACCCUGAUAUAAUGCGAUGGUUGGAUCCUUCAAAACCUGUGAAGAAACAGUUAAGAAGUAAGGGUGGACAGUUCUUCUUUAGGGUUAAAUUUUAUGUAUCCGAUCCAAGUAAACUUCAAGAGGAAUAUACCAGAUAUCAAUUUUAUUUACAAAUUCGAAGAGAUAUCCUUCAUGGGAGACUUCAACUGCCACCAAGUACAGCUUGUCUCAUUGCCAGUUAUACCGUCCAAUCUGAAUUGGGAGAUUAUCACCCCGAAGAGCAUGGUCCAGGAUAUCUUUCGCGUCUGCAACUGAUUCCUGGUCAGACGGAGGAGAUGGAAAAGAAAAUUGCAGAGUUACAUAAACUUCACAAAGGACAGUUGCCAGCCGACGCAGAGUACAACUUUCUUGAUCAUGCCAAACGUCUAGAUAUGUAUGGAGUGGAGUUACAUAAGGCAAGGGAUUCCACAAACAAAGAAAUUCAAUUAGGCGUAACAUCGAUAGGCCUCGUAGUCUUCCAAAAUAAUAUAAGGAUCAAUGUAUUUUCGUGGUCGAAAAUCGUCAAGAUUUCUUUUAAGCGGAAACAAUUUUUUAUACAAUUAAGGAGGGAGCAGUCAGAAAACUAUGACACGUUGUUGGGCUUCAAUAUGCAGACAUAUCGUAGCUCGAAAAACUUAUGGAAAGCCUGCGUGGAGCAUCACACCUUCUUCAGAUUGCACAGUCCUAAAUUGCGUCCUCGACGAUUCCCCCUCACUUUAAGUAGUAGAUUUACAUAUUCCGGUCGCACUGAGUUCCAAACUGUAGAGGAUGGCAAACAUCGAGCUCGAGUGGAACGGACGUUUAUAAGAUCACCAAGCAAAAGAUUGGUCCAUGGGGUAACAGCACCGAUCGUCGAGGAAAAAGGAAAGGCAAUUCUCCCACCUGGUCGACCACCACGUCCAUAUGAUAACAAGGUUCAGUCUCUUGGUGCUCGGGAACCUCGUCAAGCCUGGGGAGAAGGAAAUCCCAGCGAUGACGAGGGUGGUUUUUUGUCCCUCAGAGAGGAUAUCACCGGGUCGCACACUCAAGGUGGCGCCUUCUCACCUGUUCUGGGCUCACGUGUGCUCAGUUACGCCGAUGACGAUGCGGCCAUCGAGAGGAAUAUUUAUGAUCUUCCCGACUACAGUGAGCCCACCAGUUCACCAGCCCCCCAGAUACUGGAGGACGGGCUGGUGACGAUAAGGUUAACGCCGGACGAGCAGGGCCGUUUUGGAUUCAACGUGAAAGGCGGUCUGGACCUUGACAUGCCCAUUUUGGUGUCGCGUGUCGCGCCGAACACACCUGCCGAUCGGUGCUAUCCAAAGCUGAACGAGGGUGAUCAGGUCGUGUACAUCAAUGGAAUCGACGUGAAUGGGAUGUUGCACGAGCACGUCGUGAACCUGAUACGCCAGUCUCGAGACUCGGGAACUGGUGAACUCACUCUUACGGUGAGGCCCAAUGCCCUGUACAAUGCACUCGCUGGCACCGACGAAACCUCAGAGGAGGAACCGCCUUAUAGAUACGUGCCGGAUGCUCCUCACGCUGCCGUUGGAUCCGAUGCCCUUGCUCAGUCCAUGCUGUUAUUAGCCGAUGGCCUUGCCAGUGGUGCACUUAUAGCGCAGUACGAGCAACUCUAUAGGAAGAAUCCGGAACUUACGUCGCUCGAAUCCAAAAAGCUCGAGAAUCAGAGUAAAAACCGGUAUCGCGACAUUUCGCCGUAUGAUGUAACCCGUGUUAUUCUAAUGGGUUCGUCGAAUGGCGAUUACAUUAAUGCUAAUUACGUGAACAUGGAGAUUCCGGGAUCUGGCAUCAUAAACCGAUACAUCGCCACGCAGGGCCCUUUGUCAUCGACUGUCGCAGAUUUUUGGCAGAUGGUACUGGAAGCUGGCAGUACCCUCGUUGUCAUGCUGACUACCCUUGUGGAACGUGGACGAGCUAAGUGUCACCAAUACUGGCCAACUAUCAACGAAACUCUGACCUUGAGGAACCUCACGCUUACUUCUACCUCGGAAAAAGUGGAAGACACCUUUGUCUUUCGGGAAUUUAUACUUCGUGAUAUCAAUACAGGAGAGGAGAGAGAUAUAACACACAUGCAAUACUGCGGUUGGCCGGAUCAUGGUGUGCCCAACGACUGGCGACAGUUCACAACUUUUACGGAGAGGGUACGGGCUGCGAGGACGGGAAUAGUGGAACCUGCGGUAGUUCACUGUUCUGCUGGAAUUGGCAGAACCGGAGUUUUAGUUCUAAUGGAGACCGCUCUGUGCCUCGUCGAAGCGAAUCAGCCUGUUUAUCCUUUGGACAUUGUGCGCUCCAUGAGAGAUCAGCGAGCGAUGAUGAUUCAAAAUGCUAGUCAAUACAGGUUUGUCUGUGAAUCGGUCCAUAAAGCAUACACAGAAGGUAUAGCGAAACCCCUUCCAGAGUUCAGCAGGUGAGACUUGUAGCCGCUCGUGAGAAGAACACACCUACACGUCAUAUUACUUCGUGGUCCUCACGGUUCUCUUCAUCUUAGAGUAAUCGAAGGUUCGAUGCAUAGUUGUAUACCCCGACAAUAACAGUUGUUGUCCGUUAUGACGGUUGCUUCUUUAAUCCAUGGGUUGCGAAAGCGUGUUCGCACAAAGUAGCGUUGGCUCUACUCUUCAACGAGUGGUUACUUGAAACUUCAGUAAGUUGAUACCGUGGCUCGAGCUUUUAACGGAUGCUGACAAUUGAAGACUGAAUGAUAAGGAGGAUUUUAUUGCCAGUAACUGUUGAAGAACGCGUCGUACGAUGACAUGUUAGAUACGUAUUAUUGGAUCCAUGUAAUUCUAUUGCAAGAAGAAAAAUUCUCAUUUGAAUAAGUGGAAUGCAAACCGAUCGUAACAGGUACUGUGUAGAAUCUAUCGCAGUAUUACAUUGAAUCGUUCGCGAAGAAAUUAAAUGCUCCUCGAUCUGUGAGAGUUUGAGAAUGAUUAAGAGGCACCACGUUAGAAAAUUAAAUAUUUAGUGUACGAAAGCAUAUAAAAGUCCUUGAAGACGGUGCGUAGAUUUAAUAUUUUCCACUAGUGUCAGCUAAAUAACGCUCCUCGAAGUUAUGCCAUUAUAAUGAGACACGCAAAUACGGAAACAUCGAGACAUUAGUGAAAAUUUACAUUUUCAGAUAUAUUUAUUUAUUACUAUAACUCUUUUUGCCAAAUGUGACGUUGAAGUAAUGCCAAAUUCAUACGGACAGAUAGAAAAUCAACGUGUUUUGGCUGUGUUCUAAUUAUUUAGAAAAUAAUUGGAACACAAAUUUGUAAUCCUUAUAUUGUCCUGUGCUACAAUGCCGAUAUGUAUCAGACAUUUUAAACAAUUUGUCCUACGAUCGAGGUUGAUAUUUAUGGACAUCUUAUUACUUUGUCUUUAGGAACGAGGUCUUCCUCUUUUUACUGUAAUCUAGUUGGACAUACAAACCAGUAAUUUCAUGUUAAGUAAUCUUGAAAAUGUUUGAAUGUUAAUCUAUGUAACGCAUUCUUCAACGAUUUCAAACGUAGCCUGAAAUAAUGAAUUAAUUCAAGCCUAAUAUCAACUUGCUCCUCAUAGUGUAUAUUGUGUACAUUUUUUUUAACAUUUAAUUCAUCGGAAUGAGUAAGCCACUAGACAAGUCAUUUUAUGUUUCUUUUAUUUUUUUCAAUGAAACACACCAUUUAUCACAUUUUCCUUAAACAAGGACACGGCGUUGUCAUAUUUAGGCAUUACAUUUGAUUAGUAGGAAUUUUCAUUAAAUCCUAGCGAAUGUCAGCACGUUUCUAAGCUGGUGUAUUUUGAUAUUUGUAUCGAAACCUAGCCAUUUCGAUGUGAAAAAAAAAAAGAAAUCUGUCCUUGAUACCGUCAUUAUUGUCGACAAGUUCACGAAAGAAACGCUCUCGUGUGAUCCGCACCCCUUUACCGUGGGUCGAUAUUACGAUAAGAACAUAGUAACCUUAGAUAUAUCGUAUCAAUUACGAUGAACCAUAAUCAAAUAGUACUUUCGUACAAUAAUUGAAAAUUUAAAAUAAUGUAAGUAGACACCCGAACGGUGUGACGCGCACUUGAUAAGGUGAAGUAUUCGUCCUGCGAGUGCAUAAUGUGUAUCAGUGAAUACUCUACAUAAUCUACUUAAAUUCAGAAGGAAACGGUGAUUUAACAGAUUCAUGUACACUGCAAUGGUACAAUAUCCUUCAAGAUGAAACAUCCGUCCUGUAGAAAUAUUACAAAAAAAGAAAAGAAAAAUACUAGUUCCUUAACUUCUAAUCAGACAUGUUUUACUGUUUUUAGCUUAAUUUUUUACUUUGUUGCGCUUAGGCUGCAUUAAUUCUCCCUAAUUGAUUGCUACACGUGCAAAAGUCUCUGCUAGUUUUGUUAAGAGCGAAAUCCUAUCUCCCUUAUUUAAUCACUCAAUUAAUACCUGGUCCGCUUUGUGAUCAAUAGUACAUUUAUGGACAGCAGUGCACAGUUCGUUAAAGUAGAUUGAAAUUGUCCUGAAAGUGCCAUUUUAGAGUGUUAAAUAUACCACGCCUACAACCGAUUAAAAAAAAAAUAUAUCUUGCAGUGUUUCGAUACAGUUAUAUUAUUGAGUGCCUUCAGAUGAAAUAAGACAUUUACAUUUCUUAAUAAUCUAUUGUCGCACAUUCAGUGAAAUGAAGAGUACAGAGCACUUUCGUGGGCAAGUAGUGUCAUGGAAGAAAAUGUUUAAUCUAUUCAAUGAAGAGGUUUUAUGAUAAGACCAACCCCAGGAGCCAGAUUGUUUUGUUUUGUAAUAUUGGAUUGUCGGAAAAGUCAUGACGCAUUUUUCUAUGCCAUCUGUUACAAAAAGGCGUCAUAAUUUUUCCGACAACCCAAUAGAUCAGAAAACAUUUUCUGUCCAGUUUGAUGUGCAGGGCUAAGUAAACAUUGCAGAUAAUGACUGGGUCAGUGUUUCGCGUCUAUAUAUAUAUGGCGCGAAACUCUACCGAGUUUCUUAAGGUGAUAUGAAAGGGACAUUCUAUAU
Molecule: messenger RNA, 5711 nt
Organism: Orussus abietinus
Lineage: Eukaryota; Metazoa; Arthropoda; Insecta; Hymenoptera; Orussidae
Gene: Ptpmeg
Product: tyrosine-protein phosphatase non-receptor type 4
Exons: 20
Coding region: 463-3159 (898 amino acids)
Biological process (GO): protein dephosphorylation
Cellular component (GO): cytoskeleton
Molecular function (GO): protein tyrosine phosphatase activity; protein binding
Source: RefSeq, a predicted model, not a curated record